Molecule: messenger RNA, 714 nt
Organism: Knipowitschia caucasica
Lineage: Eukaryota; Metazoa; Chordata; Actinopteri; Gobiiformes; Gobiidae
Source: the annotation of a GenBank genome assembly
AUGUCCACCUCCAGUCGCUCAAUGACAAGCGUAGAAAGAACCCGUUUAGCCGAAAGUUCCCCUUCUACAAGAGCAGAGAGGCGGGCGAGCAGGAGAGCAGCGACGUGGAGCGACCUGUGCGAAGAGCUUCUUUCCAGAGGACACAUGAGCUACACUCGUCCCGUCAUCAUCCUUGGACCCAUGAAGGACCGCAUCAACGACGACCUCAUCUCAGAGUUCCCAGAGAAAUUUGGCUCCUGCGUCCCACAAUCUGGAGCGCACCGAGACGCACAGGGUUUGUCAGAGGAGCGUUGUAGUCAGGCUCAGUACGGCGCGUCCCCACCUCCACCACCCCUCACCACCUCCACCCUGCGUCUCAUCCACCCCGCACCUCCUCCACAACACACCUCCACCCCGUACUUCCUCCACACUGCACCUCCUCUAUCCCAAACCUUCUCCACACCUCCACCCCUCACCUCCUCCACACCCUCUACACCACACAUCCACCUGCAGCUCCUACACGCUGCACCUCCUCCCCCCGCCUCCUCCACACCACUCCACUUCCUCCCCACUGCCAUCCUCCCCUCCGCACCUCCUCCCCUCCGCGCCUCCUCCCCUCCGCGCCUCCUCCCCUCCGUGCCUCCUCCCCUCCGCGCCUCCUCCCCUCCGCGCCUCCUCCCCUCCGCGCCUCCUCCCCUCCGCGCCUCCUCCACCCCGGAGCAGCAGGGCCUGUGA